This is a messenger RNA of Pistacia vera, 1961 nucleotides long. Its product is annotated as pentatricopeptide repeat-containing protein At1g12775, mitochondrial-like. Gene Ontology annotation, molecular function: protein binding. The transcript has 2 exons. The coding region runs from base 22 to 924 and encodes 300 amino acids. Lineage: Eukaryota; Viridiplantae; Streptophyta; Magnoliopsida; Sapindales; Anacardiaceae. The record is from RefSeq and is a predicted model, not a curated record.
CCACAAAAACCCUCUUCAUACAUGGCUUUGAGAUCACCAUUUCGUUCGUCUUCAAUCUCUCAAAAUCCAUCUCUGAAAGUUAACGUUUUAUUUUUGUUAGCUCACAUACACAGCCUCACAAAUUCAAGCUCCAAAAAUAAAGUUUUGCAUUCUUUCAAAAAACCCCUUGAACGAUCUCCACUUGCUAAAUUCCUUAAAGAAAAUUGUCGAUCAGGUAACUUUACUCUGAAUGAAGCAUUGUACUUUUUUUAUUACAUGAUUAAUUCGCGACCCAUUUGUCCAAUUUUAUCAUUCACUACUUUGUUUAGUGCACUGGCUAAGAAGAAGCAUUAUUAUGAAUUGAUUUCGCUUUAUAAGCGGUUGAAUUCAACUGGGUUGUCUCCAGAUUUAGUGUCUUUGACCGUUUUGAUUAAUUGCUUUUGUAAUAUUAAAAGGGUUUCUAAUGGUUUUGCCGUUUUUGGAGGGAUUUUGAAGAAGGGUUUCAGCACAGAUGCUGUGACUUUUACUUGUUUGAUUAAAGGUCUGUGCGUAGAGAGUAAGUUUAGGGGGUCGAUGGAAUUGUUUAAGAAAAUGGUUGCUGUUGGUUUUAGGCCUACUGUGAUUACUUAUGGGACUUUGAUUGAUGGGUCGUGUAAAACAGGGAAGAUAAAUGUUGCCAUUAAGUUACAUGAAGAAAUGACUAAGGGGAAGGAAGAAUCUGGUGUUAUUUGUAUGCCAAAUGUUGUUAUUUAUAAUACUAUGAUUGAUGGCCUUUGUAAGGAUGGAUUAAUUGAGAAGGCAAGACAAUUGUUUUUGGAAAUGAAGGGUUUGGGAAUUAGUGCAGACGCUGUCACUUAUACCUCUUUAAUUCAUGGUUUGUGUUGUGUGGGUUAUUGGGAGAAUGAUAAAAGUUUAUUUGAGAAGUUUCUCGGCAUGAAAACCUAGUGCCAGACGUUGUAACAUAUAGCAUUUUCAUCAAUGUGUUUUGUAAAUAUGGACAACUAGAAAAGGCAAACGAGUUGUUGUUACAUAUGGAGGAAAAAGGUUGUGCUCCAAAUGUAUUCACAUUUAAUACUCUUAUGUUCAGUUUCCUCAAGAAUAAUGAGAUACCAAAAGUUGUUGAACUCCUUCAUAAGAUGGCAGAGCUUAUGAGAGAAAUGUUAGGCCAAAUAAAUGUACAAUGUCCUUAGUCAUGCAGUCACUAAUGAAGGACAAAAAAUAUCGUGAAUAUUUGAGCCUGCUUCCUUCAUUUCCUAUCCAAAAGCCAAUUUGAAGUUUUCAUGAUAAAAAUUUAUUGAGUGGUUCACCUUUUCAGAGCAGUAUCCUUGUCAGGAGUGACAGCAUUGAAAUAUGAAACUGCAAAAGCUUCAGUCAGCUGCGGAAAGACAAUAUCUAUCUUUAUGGUACGAAGAAUGCAGUUGACAUGACAACAUUGCUGUCAAGAGAAAUAUGUUGUGCCGUCACACGUGCAGUUGCUUUAACGAUGAUCCAUGAAGAUUUGGUUGAUAUGGGAUUUCAAACUGUCAGUGGAAUCUAUGAAGCAGCAUGGUCUAAAAUGGACUUGGUUACUGUUACCAAACUCCAGAAGCUUGGACUACGGAUGAUGGUCUAAGAGCACUAUGUCACAUGCGUCCGAUGGCCGUAUGGGCAAUGCAAUGGGGUGUAAGAAGCCCAAAACCUUCAAAAUUGAGAUGAAACCAGAAGCGAAUGAAGAAUCUAUGUAUAGAUAUCAUGUCGGGGUCUGUGAAGUUGCUUACCUUCUAAAGGUACCAGAUGACAAAGCGUAUAAAGGUCUUUUACAGCCAUUGUUUGAUUACACUUGCUAGAAAAAGUUUCUGUAAUUGAUUGGUUCCUGUAAUUUAUUACUGUCAUCAAAUUUUGUGUAUAGCAAGAGAUUCAUUAGAGAGAACCGGAAUAUUGGUGCAUACUGCAGUGGGUGUAAGAAAACUAUUAUGAAAUGUUAUGUAAAUUAUAUUAUUCUA